This is a messenger RNA of Syngnathus typhle (broad-nosed pipefish), 1488 nucleotides long. It is a transcript of the gene foxd5, whose product is annotated as forkhead box D5. Gene Ontology annotation, biological process: regulation of transcription by RNA polymerase II; anatomical structure morphogenesis; cell differentiation. Bases 109 to 1047 code for a protein of 312 amino acids. Lineage: Eukaryota; Metazoa; Chordata; Actinopteri; Syngnathiformes; Syngnathidae. The record is from RefSeq and is a predicted model, not a curated record. Gene Ontology annotation, molecular function: DNA-binding transcription factor activity, RNA polymerase II-specific; RNA polymerase II cis-regulatory region sequence-specific DNA binding. The transcript has a single exon.
GUGGACGAGCGAGCACAUGCACUUUAACGCACGAGUGGUUUGGGUUUUUACGCACGGCGCGUCGUGCUUCAUUUGCGGGGGGGAUUUUCAACCUUUGUGAUUUUUGCCAUGACACUUUCCGGCGAUUUUGAAUCUUCCCCACACACCGAGUUUCCUCUGGCAGAGGACGAGAUCGACAUCGUGGGUGAGGAUGACCCGGAGCCCGCCGACCUGGGCUCCGGGGCCGACUCUUCGGGGACGGAAAGCGAGAGCGGCUUCUGCUCCGGGAAGGCCGGUGGGGGGAGCCUGGUGAAGCCCCCUUACUCCUACAUUGCUCUCAUCACCAUGGCCAUCCUACAGAGCCCCCUGAAGAAGCUCACCCUGAGCGCCAUCUGUGACUUUAUCAGCAACAAGUUCCCCUACUACCGAGACAAAUUCCCGGCUUGGCAGAAUUCCAUUCGCCACAACCUGUCGCUCAACGACUGCUUCGUUAAGAUCCCCAGGGAACCGGGCAACCCCGGCAAGGGCAACUACUGGUCCCUGGACCCGGCCUCGGAGGACAUGUUCGACAAUGGCAGCUUCCUAAGGCGCAGGAAGCGAUUUAAGAGGAAUCCACCCCAGUUUGGGAAGGAAGGACUCGUGUUCUGCUGCCGGCCUUUUGGACAACCGUACCCGGUGCAGGGGCGCGUCACCGCGACCGCUGUGGGCUAUGCGCCGCUGCAGGACGGCGUCAGGAUGCCCACUCCCUCGUCUUAUCACCUUUUGCCGCAAUCUCGGAGCGAGUCCACCGGACCAAAAGAGGUCAGAACUACAGAAAACACCAAGUCCAUGAGGGGCGUGCAGGGCAAGUGCUCCUUCAGCAUAGACUCGAUCAUGAGUAAACCGGCUCCCACCAAUGGGGGUCCACAUCAGUAUCCCCUUGCUUACCCACGCUUAAUGUCAAACCAUGCGUCCCCCUUGGUCCCCACACUCCUGCAGAACCCAAGAACUCAUUUUGGACCCCCUGCCAUGCUGAGUGUCACCCCUUUCAUCAGUGAACAACUAAGACGUUCAUACCCACAGUGCUGAGGUGUGGUUGUUAAUAAUAUUAUGUUGGUGUGAUCUUUUGUGUCAUACUUAAGACACGUGUUUCUCAUUUCUUAAAGAAAUAAUUGAACUGCAUGAUAUUUAUGUUGACUAAAGAAUUUCUGUUUCUUUGGACAGUAUUACUCGAAUCUUUUACAUCAAGGAGGCUAUCAUCUACUUUGUAAAAAAAAUAAAAAAAAAUAAAAAUUCAAACACUGCCAUCUUGACCAACUGGAAGUACACUGGCAGUUCAAAAGUUUGAAGACAACUUUCAAGUAAAAACAUGAAACUGUUUCAAAACGUUUGACUGGUAGUAUAUCUUUAUCAAUAUUGUAAGCCGCUGUAACAUUAUUCUACAUGUAUUUAUUUGACAACAAUAACAAUGGUUUAUCUACAAAGUGUUGAGCUGGCAUCUGGUGUUUAAAUUUGAAAAUUUGCUUUCUU